Molecule: messenger RNA, 1299 nt
Organism: Cricetulus griseus (Chinese hamster)
Lineage: Eukaryota; Metazoa; Chordata; Mammalia; Rodentia; Cricetidae
Source: RefSeq, a predicted model, not a curated record
ACAUUGAAGUGCAGAAAAUGAAAAAGGCUGUGGAAUCCCUGAUGGCAGCAAAUGAAGAGAAGGAUCGGAAGAUAGAAGAUCUCCGGCAGUGCCUGAACAGGUACAAGAAAAUGCAGGACCCAGCAAUUCUGGCCCAAGCCACCUCCCGCAGGCCAUUUCCACUGAGGAGAAAGAAUCAGCGAUGUCUGCUGUCCAGAACCUCCACUCUUUGGACCCCUUUGCUGAUGCAACUAAGGGUGAUGACCUGCUUCCUGCUGGCACUGAUGAUUAUAUCCAUAUAAGAAUUCAACAGAAAAACGCCAGGAAGACCCUUACUACUGUCCAAGGGAUUGCUGACGAUUAUGAUAAAAAGAAGAAAUUUGCCUGCAAUGGUACUGUAAUUGAGCAUCCAGAAUAUGGAGAAGUAAUUCAGCUACAGGGUGACCAGCGCAAGAACAUCUGCCAGUUCCUGAGAGAGAUUGGACUGGCUCAGGACGACCAGCUGAAGGUUCAUGGGUCUUAAGGGCUUGUGACUCUCUGAAGCUUAAGUGAGGAUUUCCUUGCAAUGAGUACAAUUUCCCUCCCGUCCUUUCUCACAAGUUUAAAAACCUCACAGCUUGUAUAAUGUAGCCAUUUGGGGUCUGCUUUUAGCUUGGACUAGUGUAACUCCUUCAUGCAAUAAACUGAAAAGAGUCAAAAUAAAGUUAAUCUUAAUAAAAUUAUGGUGUAGCUGGAUAUGCUGGCAUAUAUAGGGAUGUGUGUAGGUAAAGAGUAGAUAGGUAGGUAAAUAGAUUGAGUGAUUGAUUGAUAGAUUUAACUUUUUUGAGAUAGGAUCUCAUAUAGCCCAGACUGGCCUUGAACUUGUUAUGUAGCCAAGGAUGAUCUUGAAUUUCUGCUUCCUGGGCUCUCAUUUCCUGACUGCCACGAUUAAAGGUACAAGUCACCAAGCCAGGCUAAACUAAUAUUUAUAAAGCCUGGGAGUUUUAAAACAAAAUUACAGUGGGAUCUUGGAAUAAAUUUGGGUUUGUUUCUUUUUUGAAACAUCUUUUGUGUCAAUGCUGUAUCAAACCUGACUCCUUCUGUUAAUACCACUGAUGGGUACUUAGUGUGGCCUGGGUACCAGGCCUUAGUUGCUUAUAGUUUGAGAUGCUGUAUUCUGUGUUGCUGAUUUUCGUAUGAAGCCAGGAAACAAUGACUCUGUUUAUGUUUUGGACUGGCCCCAUAGCUCAGCAGUACAGUGCAUGUUUAAGAAAAAGAAAAGAAAUGCCUAAGUAUGAUUCUGUGUGGUGAUAUAUUAUUUAUGAUUUAUUAAAGCUUGCC